GAGAAUUCGCGGCGCUCAUUGGUCCAAUUGAGUUGAGUUUCAGCACCAUCUCCACGACUUGCGGCGAGCAGCACAGUAUGGACGUGGCAGCCACCGACUUUGACUGCAAUAUCUGCCUCGACCGCGUGAAGGAGCCCGUGGUGACACUCUGCGGCCACCUCUACUGCUGGCCCUGCCUCUUCCAGUGGAUCGCCAACCACAACGAAUGCCCCGUGUGCAAGGCCGGCGUCACAAAGGAGAAUGUGAUCCCAGUGUAUGGCCGCGGCGCCAACUCGAUCGACCCUCGCACAAUCGAUGGCGCCGACGAUAGUAUCCCCAACCGCCCGCGUGGCCAGCGCCCCGCGCCGUCUCUGCGCCGACGCUUCAUGUUCCAGCCGGACCCGCUGCCGCCGCAUGCGCAAGAAGCCGCGUUCUCACCCUUGAUCGGGUUCUUUCCGUCUCUCUUCGGCCUUCAAUUCCAAAGCGCCGCGACCGCCACGAUGCCCAACACCAACACAGGUCCAUUGACCCCCGCCGAACUCCAACAGCAAGUCCAGUUUGCGUUCCUCUCCAAGAUGCUUCUCUUUGUCGGCUCGGCCGUCAUGGUCGGAUUGAUCCUCUUUUAACGUCAACGCUCUUCACAGGGCGGCUUGGAUUUUACCAUUCGAACCUACGUCGUCG
This is a messenger RNA of Saprolegnia parasitica CBS 223.65, 660 nucleotides long. RefSeq lists its product as hypothetical. The transcript is spliced from 7 exons. Gene Ontology annotation, cellular component: endoplasmic reticulum. Lineage: Eukaryota; Oomycota; Saprolegniomycetes; Saprolegniales; Saprolegniaceae. Gene Ontology annotation, biological process: ubiquitin-dependent protein catabolic process. Bases 78 to 605 code for a protein of 175 amino acids. The record is from RefSeq and is a predicted model, not a curated record. Gene Ontology annotation, molecular function: ubiquitin-like protein conjugating enzyme binding; ubiquitin protein ligase activity.